This is a messenger RNA of Leptinotarsa decemlineata (Colorado potato beetle), 605 nucleotides long. RefSeq lists its product as uncharacterized. NCBI's taxonomy places the organism in Eukaryota, Metazoa, Arthropoda, Insecta, Coleoptera, Chrysomelidae. The record is from RefSeq and is a predicted model, not a curated record.
AUUAUUAUUGGAGAGAUUACGAUGGUAGAAUACCGGUGGACGCCAUUCCUGCCGGUAAUAAUACAGAUGGAUUAUCCUACAUCGGACAAGCAUACAUUCACCACUAUGGCCUGCUUCUGGGUACAAUAAUUCCACCUGCUAUGGAAAUGAAAAUUCCCUGCUAUGGAGUCGUAGUAACCAAUAUCAUCAUUAAAAUUUUGUGUGCGCCAAAUUUAUCAAAAUUUCACUGGGUACCUACUACUGUCGACAGAUUCAAGAAAGACACGAGAGACCAAUGUCCUGUGUUAGGGGGAUACGAUCGGAAAGCUUGGGAGAAUAGGGGCACACUUGGCAAUUUGAACAUUGGCAGAACUCGUGAGCAUGGGGAUGUGAUCAUUGGAAACAUAGCGUCUUUUGAUCCCAAAGAAGUAUGGUUUUAUUACCCUCUGGAUGGUGGGGAAAAAAGAGCUUUUCAUUAUGAAGUAUUAGUGUACCGUGGUGAUCCUACUCUCAACACUGUCACCUCAAUUUCGAUAAGUGAGGAUUGAUCCCUGAAUGAUUUUUCGUUAAAUUCUUCAAAAAUAUUUUUUGAGAUUAUCAUUUGAACUCUUAUGACGCCUUUUGGG